Molecule: messenger RNA, 2859 nt
Organism: Onychostruthus taczanowskii (white-rumped snowfinch)
Lineage: Eukaryota; Metazoa; Chordata; Aves; Passeriformes; Passeridae
Product: trifunctional purine biosynthetic protein adenosine-3-like
Exons: 20
Coding region: 1-2859 (952 amino acids)
Biological process (GO): 'de novo' IMP biosynthetic process; adenine biosynthetic process
Cellular component (GO): cytosol
Molecular function (GO): phosphoribosylglycinamide formyltransferase activity; phosphoribosylamine-glycine ligase activity; ATP binding
Source: RefSeq, a predicted model, not a curated record
AUGGCUGAGCGGGUGCUGGUCAUCGGCAGCGGGGGCAGGGAGCACGCCCUGGCCUGGAAGCUGGCACAGUCCCCCCAUGUCAAACACGUGUUCGUGGCUCCGGGAAACGCAGGCACGGCUGGCAACGGGAAAAUCUCCAAUUCAGCUGUAUUAGUGAGCAAUCACACUAUUGUCACCCAGUUCUGCAAAGAUCACAACAUUGGGCUUGUGGUAGUCGGCCCAGAAGCUCUUCUGGCAGCUGGCAUCGUGGACGACCUGAGGGCAGCAGGAGUUCGGUGCUUCGGGCCCUGGGCCAGGGCAGCCCAGCUGGCCUCCCACAGCAGCUCCAGCAAAGCCUUCCUGGAGCGCCACGGGCUCCCCACGGCACGCUGGAGAGCCUUCAGCACCGCCCAGGAGGCCUGCAGGUUCAUCACCAGCACAGACUUCCCUGCAAGGGUGGUGCGGGCGCAGGGACCAGCGGCCAGGAAGGAGGUGACCAUUGCAGCCAGCAAGGAGGAGGCCUGCAGAGCUGUCCAGGAGAUCAUGCAGGACAGAAUGUUUGGAGAGAUGGUUGUUAUUGAAGAACUGCUUCAAGGGGAAGAACUUUCUUGCUCCUGCUUCACCGACGGUGUCACCGUGGCCUCCAUGCCCCCGGCUCAGCCCCACAAGCGGCUGCUGGACGGGGAGCGGGGUCCCACCACGGCGGGGAUGGGCGCCUAUUGCCCCGUGCCCCAGGUUCCAGAAGCUCUUCUAGAGCAAAUCAGGGGUGCAAUCCUCCAGCACCUUGUGGACAGCUUGAGACAAGAAGGAGCAGCCUAUGUAGGUGUGCUGCAAACAGGUUUGAUGCUGACCAAGGAGGGGGUGAAGAUUUUAAACUUUAAAUGCCAGUUUGGGGAUCCCCAGUGUCAGGUAAUUCUCCCUCUGCUUAAAAAUGAUUUUUAUGAAGUGAUUCAAGCAACAAUUGAUGGCAAACUGUGCAGCUGCAUGCCAGCCUGGCUGGAGAACAGAACUGCUGUGUGUGUGGUCAUGGCCAGCCCAGGGUACCCAGGAGACUCUGACAAAGGCAUGGAGGUCACAGGCCUUGUGCAGGCCAAGGAGCUGGGGCUGCAGGUGUUCCACGGGGGCACAGCGCUGAAGGACGGCAGGGUGGUGACCAGCGGUGGCAGAGUCCUGUCCGUCACUGCUGUCCGGCAGGACCUGAUGGAAGCCCUGGGAGAAGCCAACAGGGGUGUGGCCACCAUCCACUUCCAGGGGGCCACCUUCAGGAGGGACAUCGGGCACCGGGGCCUGCGGCUGCUGCGGCAGCCCCUGGCCCUGAUGUACAAGGACAGGCACGUGGGAGCUGGAGCCAGGGAGGCUUUGAGCUGUCUGCCACAAACAUCAGCUGUGAGAGGCACCAGGGCAGGAGGGCGCUCAGAAGGAGGAGGCUUUGCUGCUUUCUUUGACCUGAAGGCAUCUGGUUAUGAUGAUCCCAUCCUGGUGUGCCAGACCAAGGGCCUUGGACCCAAACUGCAGGUUGCCCAGGUCUGUAAAAGACACGACACCAUCGGGCAGGACCUGGUGGCCAUGUGUGUCAAUGACAUCCUGGCCCAGGGGGCUGAGCCCCUCUUCUUCCUCAGCCAUCUGGCCUGUGGCAAACUCGAUGCUGAAGUGAUGGAAACCAUCAAAGAAGGAAUAGCUGAGGCUUGCAGGAGUGCAGGGUGUGCUUUCCUGGGAGAUGUUUUGCUGACCCCAGGGAAGAUGUUCAGCCCAGCUCUGCUGCCCGUCCUUCGCUCAGGCCACGUGAAGGGCUUUGCCCCCACGGCCGAGGGGCUCCUGGGGGGCAUCUCCAGGCUCCUGCCCGAGCACGUCAGCGCCGUCCUGGAUGCUCUCAGCUGGAAGAUCCCUGAAAUCUUUGGCUGGCUCUACAAGGAGGGGAACCUCUCUGCAGAGGAGAUGGCUCAGACCCUUCCCUGUGGGAUCGGGGCCGUCUUGGUCGUGCAGAAGGAGCUGGCCCAGCACGUUCUCCAGGACAUCCAGAGGCAGCAGGAGGCCUGGCUGAUUGGGAAGGUGGUUGCCCCUUGUCACACAGGUUCUCACAUUGUAGUGGAGAAUCUUGCAGAGGCCCUGCAGCUGAGCAGCCCCCAGCAGCUGCUGGAUGCCAGCACUGCUGAGAUCCAGCCCCAGCCCAGGAAGAGAAAGGUGAAGGUGGCUGUUCUUGUCUCUGGAGCAGGCACGGCCCUGCCUGCCCUCAUCGGCUCGGCCCGGGAGCCGGGCAGCUGUGCCCAGCUGGUGCUGGUCAUCUCCAACAGACCCGGCGUGCAGGAGCUGCGCAGCGCCGCCCGCGCCGGGAUCCCCACCAGGGUGAUUGAUCACAAAUUGUACGGGAGCCGCUCGGAAUUCGACAGCACCAUUGACCGAGUCCUGGAGGAAUUCUCUGUGGAGUUGAUCUGCCUGUCAGGGUUCAUGAGAGUUUUGUCCAGCCCUUUUCUCCGAAAAUGGAAAGGGAAAAUUUUGAAUGCUUCUCCAUCACUUUUUCCACUCAUCAAGGAUGGGAAUGCCCAGCAAGAGCCCCUGGAAAGUGGGUUCAGAGUCACAGGCUGCACUGUGCAUUUUGUCCUGGAGGAGCCGGGCGCCGGCGCCGCGAUCCGCCGGGAGCCGCUGCCCGCGGGGCCGGGGGACACGGAGGCAGCGCUGGGCGAGCGGCUGCAGCAGGCCGAGCUCAGGGCCUUCCCCCUGGCCCUGCAGCUCGUGGCCAGCGGGGCCGCCUGGCUGGGAGCCCACGGAAGAACGUGCUGGAGGCGGGAGAGCCGGAGGCUGAGCCCGGACGAGGAGCAGGGAGCAGGAGCGGCCUCUGCCGAGGAGCCCCCGGAACACGAGGGCCUCUGGGCCGAUCCUUGA